CCCCGCUCACACUUGGGAUUGAAGCUCGGAGUCGCCGCCCGAACCCACGCCAGGGCCGGGACAGGCACCGCCAUUCCUGCAGCGGCUUCUACUCCGGCCGCUCCCGCCCCGCUCGGCCCACAGAGAGCAAUGGCGGCGCCGGAGCUGGGGAGCUUCGCUGAGGUUGGCGUGACCUUUGAGGACAUUGCCCUGUACUUCUCCAGGGAGGAAUGGAGCCUCCUUGAUGAGGGUCAGAGACAGCUGUACCUGAAUGUGAUGCUGGAGAACUUUGAACUUGUAUCCUCGCUGGGUUGCUGCUGUGGAGAAGAGAAUGUGGAGGCCCCGACUGAACAGAAGGUUUCUGUAAGAGUGUCACAGGCAAGGAAUCCCACGGUAGCCUUGUCGUCCCAGAAGAGCCAUCCCUGUGAGAGUUGUGAGCUGGUCUUGGAAAACGUUUUCCACGUGAUGGAGGGGCAGGGAACACAACACGAACAGAUACUGUUGAAGUGCGGGGCAUGUGCAAAAAGAUUUUAUUUCAGUGUAGAUUUUCACCAGCAGCAUAUGAGAGAGAAUACUUUGAUGAGAGGUGUGGAAAGGAACUCAUGUGCAAACAGCUGCAAUUUCAAUGUGUCUCAGAAUCAUUUCACAUGCGGGGAGAUUGGGCAGGAUGUCCUUACUGGGUCAGGACAUCUCCUCCUAAAGGCUACUCAGACCAGAGACAGUCCAACUGCAAUUUCGACUUGUGUGAUGUCGUUUCAAAGGAGAAACAAUUAUUACAGUAGAAAAGAAUGUAAGAAAGACAUUACUUGCACCCACAUGUUUAUUCAUGAAAAAUGUGUCCAUGUUGGAAGUCAGUGUUUUGUGUCCUCUGAGUUUGGAAAAUAUUUUACCAAAUUAUCUAGCUUUCAUUAUCAACAGAUAGGUCAUACUAGAGAAAAGUCUUAUCAAUGCAGUGAGUGCGGUAAAGCUUACACCAGUAGCAUUGAACUUUGUCGUCAUCAGAGAGUGCACACUGGAGAAAGGCCUUAUCACUGCAGUGAAUGUGGAGAAUAUUUUACCAGGAUCAGUGAUCUUCACUGUCAUCAGAGAGUUCAUACAGGAGAAAAGCCUUAUAAAUGCAGUGAAUGUGGGAAAUCUUUUAAACGAAGCAAAGGUCUCCAAUGUCAUCAGAGAGUUCACACUGGAGAAAAGCCUUAUAAAUGCAGUGACUGUAGAAAAUCUUUUACAAGUAGCAAUGCUCUCCAAUAUCAUCAGAGAGUUCACACUGGAGAAAAGCCUUAUCAAUGCAGUGAAUGUGGGAAAUCUUUCAAAAGUAGCAAUGGUCUCCAAUAUCACCAGAGAGUUCACACUGGAGAAAAGCCUUAUCAAUGCAGUGAAUGUGAGAAAUCUUUUACCACUAAGAGAAUACUUCUUCAUCAUCAUCGGAGAGUUCAUACCGGAGAACAGCCUUAUAAAUGCAGUGAAUGUGGGAAAUCUUUUACCCAUGGCACUGCCCUUCAUCAUCAUCAGACAAUUCAUACAGGAGAAAAGCCUUAUAAUUGCAGUGAAUGUGGAAAAUCUUUUACAUAUAGCAAUGGUCUUCUAUAUCAUCAGAGAGUUCACACUGGAGAAAAGCCUUAUCAGUGCAGUGAAUGUGGAAAAUCUUUUACCUCUAAGAGCAUCCUUCAUCAACAUCAGAGAGUUCACACGGGAGAAAAGCCUUAUCAAUGCAGUGAAUGUGGGAAAUCUUUUACCCAGAGUACUAACCUUCGUUGUCAUCAAAGACGUCAUACAGGAGAGAAGCCUUAUAAAUGCAGUGAAUGUGGGAAAUCUUUUACAUAUAGCAGGAGCAGUGGUCUUCGAUAUCAUCAGAGAGUUCACACUGGAGAAAAGCCUUAUAAAUGCUAUGAAUGUGGAAAAUCUUUUACAGGGAGCAAUACUCUCCAAUAUCAUCAAAGAGUUCACACUGGAGAAAAGCCUUAUAAAUGCAGUGAAUGUGGAAAAUCUUUUGCAGGGAGCAGUGAUCUCCAAUAUCAUCAGAGAGUACACACUGGAGAAAAGCCUUAUAAAUGCAGUGAAUGUGGAAAAUCUUUUACACAGAGCAAAGGUCUCCUAUAUCAUCAGAGAGUACACACUGGAGAAAAGCCUUAUAAAUGCAGUGAAUGUGGAAAAUCUUUUAAACAGAGCAAAGGUCUCCUAUAUCAUCAGAGAAUUCACACUGGAGAAAAGCCUUAUAAAUGCAGUGAAUGUGGAAAAUCUUUUGCAGGGAUCAAUGGUCUCCAAUAUCAUCAAAGCGUUCACAGUGGAGAAAAGCCUUAUAAAUGCAGUGAAUGUGGGAAAUGUUUUACCCAUUCAGCUGCCCUUCGUUAUCAUCAGAGAGUUCAUAUGGGAGAAAAGCCAUAUAAAUGUAGUGAAUGUGGAAAAUCUUUUACACAGAACAAAGGUCUCCUAUACCAUCAGAGAGUUCACACUGGAGAAAAGCCUUAUAAGUGCAGUGAAUGUGGAAAAUCUUUUACUGGGAGCAACUCUCUCCAAUAUCAUCAGAGAGUUCACACUGGAGAAAAGCCUUAUAAAUGCAGUGAAUGUGGAAAAUCUUUUACAGGGAGCAAUGCUCUGCAAUAUCAUCAGAAAGUUCACACUGGAGAAAAACCGUAUCAAUGCAGUGAAUGUGGGAAAUCUUUUACCCAUUCAACUGCCCUUCGUUAUCAUCAGAGACUUCAUACGGGAGAAAAGCCUUAUACUUGCAGUGAAUGUGGGAAAUCUUUUAGAAGUAGCAAUGGUCUCCAAUAUCAUCAGAGAGUUCACACUGGGGAAAAGCCUUAUUAAUGCAGUGAAUGUGGGAAGUCUUUCAUCUAGAGCAGUGAUCUUUGUUAUCAUCACAGACUUCAUACAGGAGAAAAGCCUUAUCAAUGCUAUGAAUGGGGGAAAUCUUUUACUGCUAACAUCCUUCAUCAACAUCAGAGCGUUCAUACAGGAGAAAAGCCAUAUAAAUGUAGUGAAAUUGGAAAAUCUUAUACAAGUAGCCGUGAUCUCCAAUAUCAUCAGAGUUCACACUGGAGAAAGCCAU
This is a messenger RNA of Eptesicus fuscus (big brown bat), 3025 nucleotides long. Its product is annotated as zinc finger protein 271-like. The transcript has 4 exons. Bases 130 to 2784 code for a protein of 884 amino acids. Gene Ontology annotation, biological process: negative regulation of transcription by RNA polymerase II; regulation of cytokine production; regulation of immune system process. The record is from RefSeq and is a predicted model, not a curated record. NCBI's taxonomy places the organism in Eukaryota, Metazoa, Chordata, Mammalia, Chiroptera, Vespertilionidae.